Zeugodacus cucurbitae (melon fly) is the source of this 6240-nucleotide messenger RNA. Its product is annotated as ataxin-2 homolog. The record is from RefSeq and is a predicted model, not a curated record. NCBI's taxonomy places the organism in Eukaryota, Metazoa, Arthropoda, Insecta, Diptera, Tephritidae. The transcript is spliced from 7 exons. Gene Ontology annotation, molecular function: RNA binding. The coding region runs from base 1050 to 4550 and encodes 1166 amino acids. Gene Ontology annotation, biological process: cytoplasmic stress granule assembly. Gene Ontology annotation, cellular component: cytoplasmic stress granule.
AACCCUGCAAGCGCAGCAGUGACAGCGAAAAAUUUCGGAACAGUAAUAAUUGAUAGGAGCAGUUUACCUGAAAACUAUUGUGUUUAGUGCAUUUUUAGCGAAUUUCAAGGAAUUAAUACAAAAACAACUCCUGUGCUUCACUUGAGUUGCAUGCAUCGGAUCGACUAUAAAAGAUACUGCAUCAUCUUUGAGCUAUUCAGUCUGCAUUUGUGGCAAGUCAACUUGGAUGGUAGGAAAGUAGAAAGAGUAACAAAAAUAUAAAUUAGUGAAGGUGAUGUUCGCAUUUGCUUCCUAGUAGUAGAAUUGUGACAGUGUGAGAAGGUGGCAACGGUGCUCUUAGCGAAGGAAGAGUGUGUAGUGAAAAUGAAUUUGACCAAACGUCGCAUCGAAGCGUAAUAGUGACAAGAAAAACGCAUCAACGACCAAUAUUAAAAGGAAAGGAAAAUACCUGCAUGAGCGAAGUGGUUUGAAAAGGAAUGUCCAAUGAAAAAGCAGAAACGCAUGAGGAAGCAACAUCAGCAUAAAUUUGCCAACCAUAAUUUAAAAUCAAACUUAAUAAAGAAGUAAAAGUGUUAACUGUGAAAAAAGUAAUUCAAGUAUAUUGUGUACAAUCCAAAAUAUAAUUUUUUACAACACGAGAAAGUAUAGAUUGAAAGCAACUUCGAUUACAGCGACUUCGUGUGUGUGUGUGUCGAGUGCGAUAAUUGCAUAAAAAUUAUAACAAAAAGAACUGACAAAGUGUGAAACGUUCCUUUCAUUUUGUGUUUUUGGUAUACGGAACUUUUUUGAAGUUUGAAGUAUAACAUUAAAUUGUCAAAACAAAGCAACUAUUGUUGAAGUUGUUAAAUACGUACGUAAAAAGAUCGAAAACGUGCUCAACAAAAAGCAGCCUAUUUUUUCCCGUUUACAAAGUGCGUGUAGUGCAUCUUAUCGUUGGGGCAGGGAGAAAUAGAAGUGGAGCAAGAAUCGACAACGCGGUACAUCUAAAAGCGGCACAAGCGAAAGUGCCACUUGGUAAUUUAUCGUUGUGAAUUAAGCACAACAUCAGUAUGAAUAACAAUAGCAAUAAACGCAAAAAUCGCCCUGGAGGCGUAGGACGAUAUGUCAGCGAUAAUCGCCAAUCUCAACAUCAACAGCAUUCAAAUAAAGGACGUACGCAGGCGCAGGGUGUGUAUAAAAAUACUCAUUUUAUCCACGCUGCCACAUCGUUAGUUGGCAGUAUCGUCCAAGUUCGUUUGCGUUCGGGUAAUAUUUAUGAGGGUGUUUUUCACACGUUCUCGCCAAGUUUUGAUGUAGCCCUGGAGCUACCUUUAUGCAUUAAAUCAAACAAAAUUGAAGAUGAAGGAAAACAUGUCCCUAAUCACAUGAUUUUUCCUUGCGAUACAGUUGUAAAUAUAUCGGCAAGGGACUUCGAUUCUCGUUAUGCCACUACGAGGACUUUCGCAACAGACGGAGCAAUCUCAGAAAAAUUUAAUGGCAUUCGAUUCGAGGAGAAGGAACUAGAACCAUGGGAUGCGUCUGGCAUGAAUGGAGACGUGGACAUAGAACUAGACGGUGCCUCCAAUGGUUGGGACCCAAAUGAUAUGUUCCGCCAAAAUGAGCAUGUUUUUGGAGUUCAAUCGACUUUUGAUGAUUCGCUUUCGUCGUAUACUGUUCAACUUGAUAAAGUUGAUUCUGAUGAGUUUAAAGAAGCGGAAGCCAAGGCAGAAAAGUUGGCUGCCGAAAUCGAAAGUAAUCCUAUUUACAGAGAACGCGUUGAUUUAGAGAACGGAGAUGAGGAGACUCUAUUCGCAGCAGUGGAACGUCCAAGUAGCGCCAUGGAGCGCGAACGUGAACGUGAGCGUGAAAGAGAUCGUGAACGUGAAUUAGAACGUGAACGGGAUCGGGAGCGGGAACGCGAGCGGGAGAGAGAAAAAGAAAGAGAGCGUGAUCGUGAGCGGGAACGCGAUCGUGAACGUGAACAACGUGAUAGAGAACGCGAUCGAGAACGUGAUGAUCGAGAACGUAGCAAACGUCCAGGUGCAAGUGCUUACGAUCAUCGGGAAAUGGUUACCGAACGUUAUAUAACAAAACCAACACGCAGUAUAACCGGUCCACCACCACCUGUUGCUAUGGCGUCUACCAAUUCUUCUUCUUCGACCGUAUCAUCACAAACCAGUGGCAAUGGUCCCACACAACGUGGUCAUAUGGAUCGUGGUUGUAGUGUUAAUAGCGGUGGUAAUAGUGAUAUAAUGGGUGGCGAGCGCGUGGUAAAUGUACCGGUUGCAUCAAACAUGGGUCAGGCGCAGCAACAGCCACAACAACAAGCUGGCUCUAUGCAAUCGUCAUCCGGAGGCAUCGGAGGUGGCAUAAAGAAUCCAUCGUCGUUACCUUUGCCAUCAAAUGCUGGAAUAGUCAGCGGUACAGAUGGUGGCAACAAGUAUGGCGGCGGUUCCAUGAUGAAGCGUAAACCAGGGCCACAGGGUAAACAAGUCAUGCGUAACGCACCGAUAUCCAAUAAUUCGAACACUCAAUCGGGGGUUGGUGGCAACGGAGGUAACAUGGCUCAAGGAAGUAGCGGAAGUCAGUCGGGUGUUGGUGGCGGCAAAAGUGGCAAUUAUCAACCGAUGCCUAUUCCAAACCAAUCAUUACAAAAUUAUCCUCAAAUAAUUCAUGGCUCGUCGCAGUAUAGGAACCAACAGCAUAUGGGAGGACCGACAAAGGUAAAUGGAGAUUCUAACCCGAACUCGGGCAAACCAAUGCAGCAUCGUAAUAUGCGUCAGUAUCAAAAUUCUCAAACAAAUUCUCCGUUGAACUACAACGACUCGCAGAAUCAGAUUUCAAUGGGAAAAUCACAUGGUCCUCCACACGGACAACAACAGUUAGGUGCUCCCAUGGGCGUAAACAAUAGUACUUCACCGCCCUUACAAACCGGCGGUGGUCCACAUAAUCACACGCAGUCUCAAAGUGGUGGAUUAGUCAUGGCAGGACCACCUAAUCAACCGCCCCCACAGCCGCAGCGACAAAUGCGCAACCAAAUGCAAGACUUAAGACAGUUUGCGCAAGAUUUCCAGUUGGCGAAUAGUACAUCAACGUCGCCACCUCAACAGUCACAGCAAACACAAUCAGUACUACAGCAGCAACAACAACAGCAACAUAUGAAUGUGGGUAAAGGAGCGGGUCACCAACCACAACCAUCGGUUUCGCCGCCACAACAGCCACAACAAGUAAUUGUACAGCAACAGCAAACGCAAGCUCAUAUAAAUAUGCAACAUGUACAACAACAACAGCAACAUCACGGUCAACAUCAUACGUCGCCGCCACAGCAAACGCAACAGGCACAUAUAACGCAGCAGCAGCAGCAUUACGUGCCGUCACAUUUGGCGCAGCAACAGCAGCAGCCACAACAAGUGCAGCAACAACAGCAUGGACCACCCCCACAUGUGCAGCAGCAGCAGAAAGGGCAUUUGCAUCAACCGCAACAACAACAGCCGCAACAACAGCAGCAACAGCCACCUCCCUCUAUCCAGCAGCAUCACCAUCAGCAACAGCCUCCGGCUCAACCAGCUACGCCUCUGCCGCAGGAGCCACCACAGCACCAAGCUCCACAACAGGGCAUGUAUCAUGUGUCGCAGCCACAGCAGCAACCGGCACAACAGUCACAAAUACAACAGAAUUCACCGCCGGUGGCAGACACACCACCACAGCAGCAUCAGCAACAGCAUUCGGCACAACAAGCGAAUAAGAUAGAUACGUCGCCAGUAACAACAGUUACACCGGUGAGCAACACGUCACCAAACAGUUCAACCGAAAAAGUUACUACGCCUCCUGGGCCGGCUGUAUCGUCCACAGCGAGCAGCAGUGUUACUGCGCCCGGAACCACGACCGUAAAAAAGACACACGUAUUAAAUCCAUCGGCCAAACCGUUCACACCACGAAGCCCCAGCACCCCGAAUCCAUCACGUCCGCACACCCCGCAAACACCAGUGCCGAUGCAAAACAUCUACACGACUGCAACGCAUGUGCAGGCUGGUAGCCAAACGCCCAUGUAUGUGAUGCAACAGCAGCCAGCAUUCCAAGCGCCAACGCACCCACAGACAGGUCAACAACCACGCAUGCGUAGGGGCAACUAUGGUCCAAUGGCGGCGUCGCAAACACACGUUUCAGCCACAACAGCUACCGGACAGCCUUUGCUCGCAGCCGCACCCAUACAACAGUUUAUACAUUACCAACAACCACCACAUGCGCCACAUUUCCAAUCGCAGCCAUAUGUUAAUGUGCGCAUGUAUGAGCCGCCACCACAGCAGUUGCAGUUCAUUACGCAAACACCACCAUCAACCACACCGUCCCCCGGACAGCCACAUCAGGCGUUCCAUCCACCACCACAGCCUUCCCCUGCUGGCGGUGGCCCACAGCCGACAUUCGCGCCACAAACACAGCCCAUGUACCCUGUCGUAUAUCCCGUAUUACAUUCACAGAUCAUGCCGAAUCACUACUAUUCGACGACGCCACAGCAUCCACAACAAACACAGCCGUUUCAAAUACUGAUGCAACAGCAUCCAGCGCAGUAAAAAAAGUUUACAGAAAAUAACAACAACACCAACUAAAAUACAUAAUAUUUAUCAUAAAAACAGCGAAGUCAUGCGGUGGAUAAAAGGAAGAAGCACUGAAAGAAAAUGGAAAACGGGAGGGAGGGAGUUAGAUGAAGAAGAAAUUAUGCCGAUUAUGAGCAAUCAUAUUAAAUACUAUACAAAAGUAUAUCAAGAAUAUAGACGCGAAUUAUUUAUGUUGUAAGUGCCGCACAGCAACAUCAGCCAACAAUAAUAACAAUAUAACCACAAGAAUAAAAGAUAUACAAAUAAAUAAAUGAGAAUAAUAAUAAUAUUAGAGAUGUGUCAAUGGGUAAAAUAUGUGUGUGUGUGUGUCUACAAGUUACAAGCAGUUUUGUGAAAUUUGUUGAAAACUUGAGUCUUAGCGAGGUGUCAAAAAACUUAAUUUGGCUUUAAUGCAAAUUAGAAUAUUUUAUGUAAUUGAAUUAAAUGCCCUUCCUUGCCUACUUGAAACUGAAAUAUUGGAGAAAUAUUAAAUAGAACGAGAAUAAUUGUUCACAAUACUUAGCCAGCAAAUAUUUGUGACAAUUUUGCUGUAAUUAACAAUUGAAAACUAUUGGCGCCAAUAGUGUUGAAAAGUAAAAUGCAUAUGUUCUUAAUAUUGUUGUUGUUGCUGACAUUGAUGUUGUUGCAUUGCAUAAGCGGACGUUAAAAAAAAGCGAAAAGAAGAAAACAUUAAAAUUAAACACCAAACAAAGAAAUUUCUAUAAUUUGAACGUAUAAAAAUAAAACAAAUGAAAUGCAAAAACCAUUACGCGAUUAGAAAUGUUGAAAAGUUGAGAGUUAUCCGAAAUCGCUUCAAACGCCGAGUUUGUGGGUCGAGUACCAGCGAAUUAUUUGCAUCUAACACAAUUCAGAUCCGCAGAUCCAUUACACGUUCAUACAUCUUUUUUCUCAUAUAUUUAUAUAUAUACAUACUAUAUAUAUAAACUAAUGCACGUAUGAUGCUUGUUUUCAACUCGCCACGAGACUUAUCGUUUGCCUUUUGAUUUUUUUAGAAUCCGGUUCCAUGUAAACGAUUGUAUAUGUAGAAUUUUUGUUUAGGCAUCUGUUGAAAUCGUCAUAAUCGUCUUUGGUCCACUUUUUGAUUGCUGCAUUUUCACAUUAAAUUGAAAAGGAAAUGGGUAAAUGUUCAAAGAACAAUAUUGCGUUUUUUCUACUGAAAUACUUUGUGAAUCAUUCCAUUUCAAUAUAAAGAAAAACACCAUUUGAACGCGGUGCAAACGUUUGAGCGCGUAUAGUUUUUGUAGUGUUCGAAAGGAAGUAUUUUAUAAUGAAAAACAUAAAGAUGAUUUGCUUUAAACGGUGCGCAUUCGUAGUAAUAAUAUAAACGCUGCCUUAACGGACUCGAAGUCAACUUGACUAUGUAUUUAAAAAUAAUUCUGUUACGAGUAAGUUAAAGCAGGUAAAUAUUUUGUUGUUUUCAUUUAAGCCACAACUGAAUAUGCAACAUUUAAAAUAAACUCUUCAAAUAAUAUUAGCUGCUUUGUGCCUAGCUGAGGUCGACUGCAAGGCAUUGCAUACGCUUCUGGCAUGUUUUUACGCGUAGUGAAGACAAGUCCUAUAGAAGCCCUCACUUUAUUUUCUAAGCCCCUCGUUAAGCAUUUUCAUGUCGUGAAUUUCUAUUAUUGCGCAUAUUUCAAUAAAGUAA